UAGGAAAAAUGAAUGUGAUGAUGAAAUCUUGAGAGAAUAGUUUAGUGAAAAUUGAUCCGUAGAACUUUGAAGGGAGAAUAGGGGUAGUGUUAAAAACUAAAAAAAGGCAGUAUUUUGAGUCCAAAGAUGGUAGCCGUACAUGGCAUGGGGAGGGCACCAGAUGGAACGUUUGGGAGCCCACAUUUCCGUUUAUCCUAAUUCCAAUUCCACUUUUUUUUUUUUUUUUGUUUUUGUUUAAAAUUUUAAUUUUUUAAUUUUUGAUUCAAUGUUUCUUUUUAUAAUAUUUCUUCCGAAUUCUUAAGCUUUUUUUCAAUUUUCUUUUUUCCCUUCUCGCCGGAGAUCAAUUGCUUUUCUUUGAUUCAUGUUUUUUCUCCGAUGGACAGAGAAGGAAAAGGGAAAGGAAAAUUGAAAUAAAAAAAGUCUUUUUUUUCUUUUUAGAUUCUCAAAUUUAGAUUCAUUUGAGAUCUUUCAGGGAAAGAUAUUGUUGUUUCGGUACAUUUUUGAAGAUGGGAGCAGAGAGCACCUCGAAAACGACCCCCGAAAGUGGAGAUUGGAACAAGAAGUACGAAACCCAGGUGGUGUUGAACGUUUAUGAUCUCACCCCUGCCAACAAUUAUUCCUAUUGGUUUGGUUUUGGGAUUUUCCAUUCGGGUAUUGAAGUCCAUGGAAAAGAGUAUGGGUUCGGAGCUCACGACUUCCCUGCUAGUGGAGUUUUUGAAGUAGAACCAAAGAGCUGUCCGGGUUUCAUAUACCGAUGUUCUGUCACGUUGGGACAUGUUGAUAUGCCUCCCUCUGAAUUCAGAACGUUUAUUGAAACUAUUGCUUCUGAAUAUCAUGGAGAUACAUAUCAUCUUAUUUCCAAGAACUGUAAUCAUUUCACAGAUGAUGUCGCAUGUAGAUUGACUGGGAAAAGGAUACCUGGAUGGGUUAAUCGGCUUGCUCGGAUGGGUGCUUUGUGCAGUUGUUUGCUUCCUGAAAGUCUUCAAGUAACUGCGGUCAAACAAUUGCCCGAGUUCCACGAAUACUCAGAGGAAGAAUGCUCCCCCGAGUCCCUGUCACUCAGCACUCGGCAAGUCUCAGCAGAAGUUGAUGAUGAUGAGGAGAGGCGGUUGCUGACACUAUCGCCUGGAGCGACCGAUGUUGCUUUUGUCAAAGAAUCUCACAACUGAAGGAACAGGCAGGCAGUCUCUUCUAUUGCUUCGAAAUCUCAUCCCAAGCGCUCUAUAAGCUUGUCUCGAUUGCAAAAGUAAAAUCUGUUUCGCUUCUUUGUAUCAAAUGGUUGGAGAUAGAUUGUUUGUUUUUCAUUAAGUAGCUGUUGAUACUUUCGAGCUUUAAUUGACCCAGGAAAGUCUAGAGAUCAAUUUGUAUGUUGUUUCAUUUCCAUAUCCAUAGAAAUGAUGAGACUUUUGUCUCAGUUUGCAAAACAAUUCUUCGAUAUUGAGUUUCUAUAUCAUAUUAUGUCACAACAUUGUUACUUGGUA
Messenger RNA from Cucumis sativus (cucumber), 1481 nucleotides. RefSeq names its product deSI-like protein At4g17486. The coding region runs from base 507 to 1169 and encodes 220 amino acids. The transcript is spliced from 4 exons. Gene Ontology annotation, molecular function: deubiquitinase activity. Gene Ontology annotation, biological process: protein deubiquitination. NCBI's taxonomy places the organism in Eukaryota, Viridiplantae, Streptophyta, Magnoliopsida, Cucurbitales, Cucurbitaceae. The record is from RefSeq and is a predicted model, not a curated record.